AUGAAGAUCAAGCAUCAGUUCACCUCGGUAGAGCACCCACAAGAAAAUGGGCAAGGCGAGGCAGCCAACAAAGUUAUACUGGCAGGGUUGAAUAAAAGGUUGCAAGAAGCAAAUGGAGCAUGGGUUGAGGAGUUCCCUCAAGUACUAUGGGCUUAUCGGACUACACCUCAGUUUGUCACAGGGGAAACACCCUUCCGACUUGCUUAUGGCAUAGAAGCCAUGAUACUAGUUGAAAUCAACGAGCAAAGUCCAAGGGUAAGCUUCUACGACGAGGUUGGAAACAUACAGGGGCACAAAGAAGAACUCGAGCUACUCCCUGAAGUCCGAGAAUAA
Arachis ipaensis is the source of this 333-nucleotide messenger RNA. RefSeq lists its product as uncharacterized. Gene Ontology annotation, molecular function: nucleic acid binding. The record is from RefSeq and is a predicted model, not a curated record. NCBI's taxonomy places the organism in Eukaryota, Viridiplantae, Streptophyta, Magnoliopsida, Fabales, Fabaceae.